Cladocopium goreaui is the source of this 1754-nucleotide messenger RNA. The record is from the annotation of a GenBank genome assembly. NCBI's taxonomy places the organism in Eukaryota, Dinophyceae, Suessiales, Symbiodiniaceae.
GGCACAGACAGCUGACAUCUCAAAUUGGUUGCCCAGCCAUGCUCUCUCGUGCUGCCCGUGGUGUCACCACCUUCGCCUACGACCUGCAUAGAUCAGUUCCGGCUGAUCGAUGGUGUGUCACGCAUCGAGAUUUGAUUUUCCUGUGCCAAGAGGUCUGCUCUGCCCUUCGCUGUGGCCAGAUUCUGCCUGGGCCGGAGGAUGAUGCGUCAGAGGCCUAUGGGCCCAGCAUCUACACGGUGAAUGAGCAGUAUAUCAAGCCAGUGACGCAACAGGCGGGUAAGAUGAGUUGGGCAUUGAUGCGACAUCCAGAUGGCUUGGACUGCGAGCUGUUCAUCAGCCAUGCUUGGCAGGAAGGUGUCUUCGAGUUUCUGGCCAAAGUGAGGCACAGUUGGCCAAGGAGUAUGCAAACUGCUUGGUGCUGCAUGCUGGCUAACCCGCAGAACUUAGACAUCUCAUCCUUUCCGCAGUCACCCAAGACUUCGCCCUUUGCAGUUGCAUUGGAGGCUUCCAAACUGAUGCUGGUGGUACCGAACCGACACCAGAGUGUGUACACAAGGCUCUGGUGCUCUUAUGAAGCUUAUCUUGCUCAAGAAGAUGGCAAGACGAUUCUCAUUGCGAAUUCCUCCAACUUUUCUCAGAUAUUGGGUGCUUUGGUGUGGCUGGCUUUAGCUGCUAUCUUUGGCAUCGCUCUUGGUAUUUUGGCCACGAUUCUGGAAGCCAGCCGCACUUUUGCAGUUCCGGCGCUCACCAUUGUGGUGUGCGGCUUCAGCCUCGUGAUAUCCAAUGACUUGUUGCGAAGGGUUUCGCAUUUUGUUGGUGUGAUGCUGUGCUGGACCUGUGUGAUGUACAAUUUUGGUGGUGUUUUCGGUGAGUUUAAAGAAGAAUUCUAUAAGGACGAAGGCAUCCCUCGCUCUGUGAUUCGCCUGGUGCAUCGGUUCUACUGGCUGCUGACUUCGGUGGCUUUCUGCGUCAUGGAGGUGGACCGCAUCAAUGGAAGAUCCACGGUCUCGGAAGCAGAAGAGCUUCGACAGGGGUAUGAAGGGUCCAUUCUGCAUGCCAAAUGUUCAGAAGCAGCAGAUGCUGUUAGCAUUCGCAGAGAAAUCGGUGACAAGGUGGAUGAAGUGGACCAUGCUAUUCAUGUCCUGAUGGCGGCUGGAAUGUCAUCACCAGCACUCAGGGACAUAGCUCGUUCAGUUGAUAUCGAACAUGCCGCAUUUCCAGAAAUCAUAGGAGCACUUUUCUUGCUCGGCCCUUUUGCCACCGACUCCCUUUCUCUGACUGUAGUUUGUCUCUUCUAUUACGGAGAUGUUUGGUACCGGGAUGCUCUCAUAAGCGUGUCCGUCCUUUUGCGGCUCAUUCUAUUUGUUUGGCUUUGUCAAAGCGACUGGGAUGAGCAACGCUUCAUUCUGAAGGUCAUGACCAAAAUUCAUUUUAUGACAAUGCUUUGUUGGAUAUGUUUAGUGGCCUCCUUUUUUUCUUUUGACCUAAGUGUCAUGGCUGUAUCGAAUCUUUGGCUGCUCUUUGGAGACUCUUGCUUGCUGGCCAUGCUCUUGUUUGCGCUCCUGGGGAUUAGAGGAACUGCCAAACUUCCAUUUGGCUUCAAGAUCCUACAAUUUGUCUUCAGCAGGGGCAGCAUCAGCAACACAUGGAGUGCAUUGAUCCUAUGCGUCCGACGCAAGCACGCGGCAGCUGACAAUUCCACUUCUGGCGACGAGUCUUCCGACGCAAAUUCUGAUUCCGGAAGUGGCUCAUGA